AUGUUUCUUCCCCACCAACUACUCGUCCCUGGAGCUCCAUCAACAUUAGCCAUCAACGCCACACCAUCAAUCCAACUGCCAUCCUCAAACCACCCUCCGCCCUGCCCACCUACCAAGCUCCAAAUGACAUGUGCAAGUCAAGGUUGCUUCUCCUCAAGAAGCUGUAAAACAAGCAUCAACCAGCCCACACCCGCUUGGUCCAUCACCAUUUACCACCCAACGCGAUUUCAACCCGCCAUCACACCGCCCUCCGCCCUGCCCACCUACCAAGCUCCAAAUGACAUGUGCAAGUCAAGGCUCCAAAUGACAUGUGCAAGUCAAGGGUGCUUUUGCUCAAGAAGCUAUGAAACCAGCAUCAAUCAGUCCACACCCGCUGGAUCUCCAUCACCAUUCGCCAUCAACGUGACGUUCAACCCGCCAUCAACCCGCCAUCAAACCGCUCAGCCUCUCUCUCCAUUCCAGAGGCAAUCAAGUGAACGUCAAGAACUUUGCCUCUACUCAAGAAGCUGUGAAACAAGCAUCCACCAGUCCAAACCCGUUGGAGCUCCAUCACCAUUUACCACCAACGCGAUUUCAACCGCCAUCACACCGCUCUCCGCCUUGCCCACCUACCAAGCUCCAAAUGACAUGUGCAAGUCAAGGCCUCUAUCAACCCGCCAUCAAACCGCCCUCCGCCCUGCCCACCUCUUCAGCUCCAGAGGAUAUGAAGCGCAAGUCAAUAACGUGGCUUCUGCUCAAAGAGCUGCGAAUCAAGCAUCAACCUAUUGUUACCCGCUGGAUCUCCAUCACCAUUCUCCAUCAACCCGCCAUCAACCCGCCAUCAACCCGCCAUCAAACCGCCCAGCCUCUCUCUCCAGCUCCAGAGGUAAUCAAGUUAAGUCAAGUACGUUGCCUCUGCUCAAGAAUCCGCGAAUAAAGCAUCAACCAGUCCACACCCGCUGGUGCUCGCAUCACCGUUCAGCACUUCAAUCUUCUCUCGUGUGGCGUGUGACGGGCGUGCGCGCGACUGCUUCGGCGCGACUGAUCGGGAAGUGUCGUUCCCUUCCUUCCCUCCUCUCCCUUCACCGCGUGUUCUUUCGUUGUUCCGUUUCGCAUCUCGCCAAUCCGCCUUGUGUGUUUUUCGACGUUUCACCGAAUCUUUACUUGCGGGGCUUUUAUCGAGCAUUCUUUGAGGACUUCAACACUUCUCCCGUGUCGCGUACUACGGGCGAUUUGACUAAGGACGCGCAUGACUGCUUCGUCGCCAACUCCAAGAGAUCGGGAAGAGCAACGGAAUCUUCGUCGCGGAGCUUCAGACGCGGAGGCUUCAAGGCAGUGAAGCUUCACACGCGAAGGCAAUUAUGCCGCGAAGUUCCAGACGCGGCAACACAGCAUACGACUGGGCAGAUCCUCAACUUUGUACUUCAAAACUCCAAAAUCAAACCAUUUGGCGUGGCGGACAAGUCUCUUCACGGCGAAUAA
Molecule: messenger RNA, 1461 nt
Organism: Closterium sp. Yama58-4
Lineage: Eukaryota; Viridiplantae; Streptophyta; Zygnematophyceae; Desmidiales; Closteriaceae
Source: the annotation of a GenBank genome assembly